Suillus fuscotomentosus is the source of this 1154-nucleotide messenger RNA. RefSeq lists its product as uncharacterized. Gene Ontology annotation, molecular function: oxidoreductase activity. Lineage: Eukaryota; Fungi; Basidiomycota; Agaricomycetes; Boletales; Suillaceae. The record is from RefSeq and is a predicted model, not a curated record. Bases 1 to 819 code for a protein of 272 amino acids. The transcript is spliced from 5 exons.
AUGGCUGCUGAACCUUCUCAAGGCGAAGAGUGUUCCAAGAAACGAAUAACCUACGUCCUUAUCGUCGAUCAGUCAACUCCCAACAAAACAAUGAACGAAAAGAGAUGGCCAGGAUGCAACUUCGAAUCAUUGACCGCGGUGCGGCACGCAUUGAUCGACAACCACACUCGAUAUUAUAUCUUCAGGAAUUACAUCAAGUUUCACAACUACGUUACUCAUCGAGCGCUUGCGAUAUACGCGUUAGGAGGGAGCGGCCCCGUGAUUGAAGCAUUUUACAAGCGGGACAUCAAGAUUCAGAGAGAUGCCUUUGUAUCACCCCACCCAAUCACAGCGCAGAAUUUUGUUGACCAUCUUGGUGAUGCAAAAAAGCACCAAGCGGACAAGAUACUCACGCUUUCUCAAUUCUUACUCGAGUUCUCAAGGACCCCAGCCUUGCGUCGAAAGGUCCACGGCGUUACACUGGGCAAUAUCCUGAUACACGUGUGGCUCAUGGUUGCAGAAUUCCGCGAUCACGUUCAGAAAUGGACGGUGAAUCUAUCCAGACCAGGAGAGAUCGAACGCAAGAUGGAAGAGUGUAUUUGGAUUCUCGGUAAUGUAUCCUCUCGGAGGAUGGAGAAACGGGUUUACCGCCGAUUUCUUCCUGUGAGCGUCGAUUGCAAUCCAGAAAUGUUCGAUACUCACAAAUCCUGGGAUGCAUAUGGUCACUUCAAGUAUCUUCACUCAUCGCAUCCUUGUCUCCUCGAGCACAAGCCCUACUUCUCCGCGCAUACUUCUCAAGUGUUGUUGCAUGGUUCAUGGCACGCAGCUGACCCCUCCUGAAUUUCAAGUCCUGCUUUGAGUCGACGCCCACGAUACCGAACCCCCCAGACAGCCUCGCUGUCCCACCAAUGGAAGGUAUUCCAACAGAGACAUCUAACUCAUUCCUUCCUCUCGUUCAAUCAUCUAUGAUGCAUCCCAGUGAGCAUCACCCCAAGAUCCAACCAGCUUUCGCACACUUCUUCCACCAUCUACGGGAUCCGGCCGAAAGGAUAUUUUGCCGAAACUGAACUAGAUGGGGCAGAAGAACUUGACGUUCGUUCGAGCAGCGGUGUUGACUGCAGAUUAUAUGGGAUGGGCUAGAGAAGGGGAAGAGGCGAGAAAUUGGAGUUACGAAG